AGGUUACAGUGGAGGGAGGCACAAACUGAGUCUGAAGGUCAUAUUCAUCAUCAUCCUUUUCAUAUUUUGCGUGCCUGGCCACCCACCGUAUCCAUUACAAGCACCAUUCACCACGAAUUUCAUGGUGACCAUGACUUGAUGACCUCAUUAGUGCAAACUUCUCCUCCCUGAGUCAUCUGGCUGCCAUGCCGCCACAUGAUGGCCACUCCAUCAAUUCUUUUCCUGCGGAUGAGAAUGACGACACAAAACCUCUCGUUGAGAAUGAUGCAGUGCCUCCCCAGUGCUGCUCGGCCCGCCUCAACCUGGCCGUCAUGAUGUUCUUCGGCUUUGCCGUCGUGUACGGUCUCCGUGUCAACCUCAGCGUUGCCAUGGUAGCCAUGGUCAACUCCACCGAUCCCUUGCCGGCGUGGAACCACACCGUACGCCCCGAGUGUCCGGUUUCUCCGCAUGAGAACACCACCAGUCAGACGCUGAUUCAGCCUGAUGGGACCCCUCAGUACAUCUGGGGCUCAGAGACCCAGGGCUGGCUGCUGGGGGCUUUCUUCUUCGGCUACCUGUUUACCCAGAUCCCGGGGGGUUACCUGUCAGGACACUAUGGUGGCAGUAUCUUCCUCGGGGGCGGUGUGCUGGGGACUGCUGCCCUCACCCUCCUCACCCCCCUGGCUGCCCAGUGGGGCUCCUAUUGGCUGUUUGCCCUGAGAGCGCUGGAGGGAUUUGGGGAGGGUGUGACAUUCCCGGCCAUGAUGGCGAUGUGGGCUCGCUGGGCUCCCCCACUGGAGCGUUCUCGUCUGAUGACUCUGUCAGGGGCCGGGGCCAACUUUGGAGCCUUUGUAGCGCUGCCCCUCACCGGGUACAUCUGCCAAACGCUGGGCUGGCCUGCCGUGUUCUACUGCUGCGGUGCUGCUGGUUGCCUCUGGUCAGUUUUUUGGUUUAUUUUAGUGUCGGAUGACCCUCGCAUCCAUCGCCGAAUCAGCAAAGAAGAAAGAGAUUACAUCAUCAAAUCUCUUGGAUCUCAGGGUACAGGUCAUGGCUGGUCCGUGCCGUUGUUGUCCAUGCUGCUGUCUGUCCCGCUGUGGGCCAUCAUCCUCACCCAGAUGUGCUCCAACUGGUCGUAUUACACCCUGCUCACCUCCCUGCCCACGUACAUGAACAACGUGCUGCACUUUGACCUCAAGUCGAAUUCCUUCCUGUCGGCGCUGCCCUACCUGGGCGCCUGGCUGUUUUCUGUGCUGGCGGGCAUCAUAGCAGACAGCCUCAUCGAGAGGAGACUACUGAGUGUGACCGCCGUGCGCAAGAUAUUUACACUGACAGGUCUCCUACUGCCGGCAGGUCUGCUUGUGGCCGUGGGUUAUGCUGGCUGUAGUGGGAACCUGGCGAUCACCUUACUCACCUUCUCCACGGCUAUGGGUGGGACCAGUGCUGCUGGAGUCUUUAUAAACCAAAUAGACAUCGCCCCGAGGUAUGCGGGUGUCCUCUUGGGAAUCACCAACACCUUUGGGACCAUUCCUGGCGUGGUGGCACCGAUUGUUACGGGCUACCUCACUGAAGAUCAUUCUCUGGCAGGCUGGAGGAAAGUCUUCUGGGUUUCGGCGGGGAUCGGGGCCAGCGGCGCGCUGAUCUACACGGCGAUGGGCAGCGGGGAGAUGCAGGAGUGGGCCAUGACUGAGGAGGAGAGAGAGGAGGCAGAGACGAGGAAAGGGAGAGCCUAGCCCACCUGCACGGGAUGAGACAGAUGGGUUUAUCACCGCCAGUUGCACGAGCAGAGAGGAAAACAAGAGCGGAGGGCUGACAAGGGAAGGCUGUGUGUUUUUAAGGUCAUGGAGUUAUCAGAAUCCGAAUCAGAAUACUUUAUUCAUCCCCGAGGGAAAAUUGGGUUCUAUUACAGACACUCACACUCUAAUAACUAAAAACUAACAAGAUACAAGAUAAGAAAAUAGAAACAAAUAGAAACAAGAAAGACAGAAACAAAUAGAAAUAAAAAAUAAAAUAAGAAAUAGAAAUGAGUACAAAAUAUAUCAACAAGCAUGGUGCACAUAACACCCUAUCUAUACUGCACUACCGCAGCACAAACAAACCCGACAGGGCCAGUCCAAUGACCAUUAACUCCGAGUGUCUGACAGUCUGAGUCUGAGGGAGGAGUUGUAAAGUUUGAUGGCCACAGGCAGGAAUGACCUCGUGUGGUGCUCUGGUGCUUUUCAGCAGAAUGAGUCUAUCACUAAAAGUACUCCUGUGCCCAACCAGCACGUCAUGGAGUGGGUGGGAGACAUUGUCCAUGAUGGCACAUAAUCUCAACAGCAUCCUCCUCUCAGAAACCACCGCCAGAGAAUCCAGUUCCACCCCAACAACGUCACCGGCCUUGCAGAUCAGUUUAUUGAGCCUGUUUGCAUCUGCUACCCUCAGCCUGCUGCCCCAAAACACAACAGCAAACAGGAGAGCACUGGCCACCACAGACUCAUACCAUAUCAGUUAUUGCUGAGCACUGUCACUGUGAUAGUCUGGUCAAAAAAACAAUGCUGCUAUUGAAAUAUCAGUUUCUAUUAUACAUAUACUGACAAUGUCUCCUUAAGAUACUUGUUGCAGGGCAUCUGGGUAGCGUAGCGGUCUAUUCCGUUGCCUACCAACAUGGGGAUCGCUGGUUUCAAUCCUUGUGUUACCUCCGGCUUGGUCGGGUGUCCCUACAGACACAAUUGGCCAUGUCUGCGGGUGGGAAGCCAGAUGUGGGUAUGUGUCCUGGUCGCUGCACUAGCGCCCCCUCUGGUCGGUCAGGACGUCUGUUGGGGGGGGGGCACUGGGGAGAAUAGUGUGAUCCUCCCAUGCGCUACGUCCCCCUGGUGAAACUCCUCACUGUCAGGUGAAAAGAAGCGGCUGGCAACUCCACAUGUAUCGGAGGAGGCAUGUGGUAGUCUGCAGCCCUCGCCGGAUCAGCACAGGGGGUGGAGCAGCGACCAGGACAGCUCAGAAAAAUAAGGUAAUUGGCCAAGUGCAAUUGCGGAGGAAAAAGAGGGAAAAAAAUCCCCCCCCCCCCCAAAAAAGUGUCUCUGACACAAAUAUCAUAUAAUAUCAUAUGCUAUAGUAAUGGAGAUGGUCGGACAACAGGGGAUGGCUCUCUAGCCGUGUGAUUUAAUGUCCACAGCGAGACAUAAAACUCCUAGACAGAGGAGAAGGUGGGCUGUUUCGAGCCACUGAUGUUUCAUCAAUAUGAUUUAUCUUCUGCCAUUCAUCCGUUUCUCUUCUUUUUUUCUAACCAAGCAUUUGCGAUUUCUUCCCCUUGUCUGCAGACCAUCUGUCUAAAAUCAAAAGAACUAAAAUGAGGUCAGAUAUACCGCGUACAACUGACCUGUGAGAUAUGUACCACAAAUCAUCGGGUUAGAAUAAGUAAUCAUCGUUUUCAUCACUUUUUUGCAAUAUCAAAGGUCUUUUUUUGUGUGACUGAUGGGGCUCAAUAUUUUAAUCUACACACACACUCAAUACACACUUACAACCCAUUAGUAUUUUCAAAAAGAAGGGCUAAAAGGUCAAAUCUACCACAUGCCUCGUAACUUGUCGUUUACAGCUGAAUUUUUGACCACUUUUUACAGACUGUCCAACAGGACCAGUGAGAGCACCUUAAUUAUACUGAUGUGCAUCAAACGCCUUUUAUAUCUGAAAAUAUUGCCAAUAAGUUAACUUAGGCGGUCUGCCGGCUGCUUUAUUCCAAAGCACCUUUUAGCACCAUGAGUGUAUUUAUUUUUACCGUGGUUGGCCCAAUGUGAAAUCAAAUCACCAAUCCUAUCAGUAUUGCUGUGUUAGUUAAACUAUAGACACGAUGGGAAUUUGAUUUCCAUGGAACAAUCUGCAUUUUACAUACAGGAAGUACUUGUAGUUGCACUUACCUGUUUAUUUUCCCAUCAAGAUGCAGCCUUUGUUUUUAAUUUCUUUGUUUUAAACAAAUCAUUUUCUGUAUAGAGUAAGCACAUUUUUAAGAAUUUUGGUCAGUUUUGUCAACAUGUAUAUCAAAGUGCAUUGUGAUUGUAAAGAUAAUAUAUGACGUUUUAAAACGGAUGCAUUAUGAGUUUUACUUUCAAUGUACUUUGAAAAUGUAUGAUAAAGUGCAAAAAUGUUUAUAUAUUGCUUUGUAUGAUACUUAAAAGAUCAAGGUUUAUAUUUCUUUGUGAGUGAAAAUAAAAUCUGUGAAACCUUCAUGGUCACAUGAUUCACAAUUUCAGUCUGUCUGACUGUAUGUGCAUGUGUAUAGACUAUAAAACAUAUGCUAAAGAAAAUACAAAAGAAUAACUAAAACAAACCAAGGUACUGAAUAAACUACAUUUAAAACAUACACGUGGAGGAUAAGUAUAUAGCAUAUAUGUAAAGGGAAUGGUUGUUGGUACAGUGAAGGGUGUGCAGCAGAUAUUACGCGUUAUUAUGUAU
Molecule: messenger RNA, 4407 nt
Organism: Lampris incognitus (smalleye Pacific opah)
Lineage: Eukaryota; Metazoa; Chordata; Actinopteri; Lampriformes; Lampridae
Product: sialin
Exons: 11
Coding region: 186-1709 (507 amino acids)
Biological process (GO): transmembrane transport; monoatomic anion transport
Molecular function (GO): transmembrane transporter activity
Source: RefSeq, a predicted model, not a curated record